Bacidia gigantensis is the source of this 1266-nucleotide messenger RNA. RefSeq lists its product as uncharacterized. NCBI's taxonomy places the organism in Eukaryota, Fungi, Ascomycota, Lecanoromycetes, Lecanorales, Ramalinaceae. Gene Ontology annotation, biological process: lipid biosynthetic process. The record is from RefSeq and is a predicted model, not a curated record. The transcript has 2 exons. Bases 1 to 1266 code for a protein of 421 amino acids.
AUGGGCAUGACAAGAGCGGGACGGUAUGCGAAUCACAAGGGUGGGAGAAAAUACGCUAAGGUGAAUGGCAAAAAGGGUGAGGGAGGAAAGGAGAAGAAAGUGCUAUUGGAGCAAGUAGAAGGCGACUGGGAGGGUAGACAGGAGAAGAGAGAGGCGAGUACGGUUUUCCGGGGGUAUUGGGAGAGGGCAAAGGCGCACCCAGAGUACGUCAGGUUAAAAGAAGAAUUCUUGAAGGGACAGAGGGAGCAAGAGGAGCCUAAACUGGCCGAUGAAGGGAGGGAUGGGAAGAGCACUGGGCAUGGGGAGAGAGGGCGGAAGAGGAAGAGGUUAUCCAAUGCCACCACAAUUACCUCUUCCUUUGCUUCCAGCUUGACCAGCCUCGCACGAGGGACAAAUACCAUGGCCAAUGCCCGCCUCAAUAUCUCUGCUCAUUAUGACAUCAGCAACGCCAUGUUCGCCGCGUUUCUCUCCGAAGACAUGACAUAUUCUUGCCCGAUAUGGGCACCUGAAUCAAGUCCAAAGUCACGAACAGAAAGCCUCGAAGAUGCUCAGCAUCGGAAACUGCAAUAUUUUAUCACUGCUGCUAAAAUAAAAAGCACGGAUCAUGUGCUAGAGAUCGGUACGGGUUGGGGUAGCUUCGCCAUCGAAGCAGUGAAAACGACUGGUUGUAGAGUAACAAGCUUGACACUGAGCCGAGAGCAGAAAGAGUUGGCCGAUAACCGCAUCGCCGCCGCAGGAUGCACAGAAAACGUGGAGGUACUGCUGUGUGACUACCGAGCGUUGCCAAUGCCGAAAGAAGGACCAUAUGACAAAGUAGUGAGCAUUGAAAUGCUAGAGGCUGUCGGACGAGAGUACCUUAAGACGUACUUCAAUUGCAUUCACAAACUGCUCAAGCCAGAAGGAGGUAUAGGUGUCUUCCAGUGCAUCACAAUGCCUGAAGCCAGGUAUGAAGCAUACGCAAAAGGCGAAGAUUUUAUCCGGAAGUACAUUUUCCCUGGUGGUCAUUUACCGACUGUAAGUCAAUUGAUCGGAAACAUUGAGCAAGGCUCAGAAGGGGCUUUGAUUGUUGAUUCAGUGUUCAACAUCGGUGGACACUAUGCGAAAACAUUAAGGUUGUGGAAGGAAAAAUUCGAGCGUAAUUUCGACAGCAAAAUUCGACCUGCACUCUUAUCAGAGCACGAAGGGAUGAAAAGCAAUGAUGUCGAGCUCUUCCGGCGCAAAUGGCAGGCAAGUCUUCCUUGUCGUUUAACUGAAAGGAGGAACUAA